AGAAAAGACACAGGGUUGCUCCUGAUGUCACCCUUUGAGGGUGACAGGCUGGUUUGGGGGAGGGCACCUGGAGGUACCGGCUUCCUCCUCUUCAGGAGCUAUAAAAGCGGGACAGUGGCUCCUGCCUCCUCAGCCCCACUGCACCGGCAGCCACACUCUGCGAGCGCCUCUACCACACUCGAGAGCGGCCGUGUCCUCCCCCUUUGGAUCCCCCCUCCAGCAGGGCCUCCUGGAAGGAGCCAAGGGAUGAAGGUGCUGAGGGCCUGGCUCCUGUGCCUGCUGAUGCUGGGCCUGGCCCUGCGCGGGGCUGCAGAUCAGACCCAUCGGCACUCCAUGGAGACCCGCAACCCUGACGUCAAUCCUGCCUGGUACACCAGUCGCAGGAUCAGGCCUGUGGGCCGCUUCGGUCGGAGGAGGGCAGCCCUGGGGGACGUCUCCAAGUCUGGCCUGCAACCCCAGCUGACCUGCUUCCCCCUGGAAGGUGGCGCUAAGUCCUCACAGGAUGGGUGGUAGCCAGCUUGUCAAGAAAAUCACCCUGGAGCCUCCCUCACCCCGCCCUUUCCUCACCCUCAUGGGCUCCUUUCCCUUCAAUCUUAAUAAAAGCUCUGGCCUCCUUUA
Messenger RNA from Cebus imitator (Panamanian white-faced capuchin), 618 nucleotides. RefSeq names its product prolactin releasing hormone (gene PRLH). Gene Ontology annotation, molecular function: neuropeptide hormone activity; prolactin-releasing peptide receptor binding. The record is from RefSeq and is a predicted model, not a curated record. Gene Ontology annotation, biological process: G protein-coupled receptor signaling pathway; feeding behavior; response to peptide hormone. The transcript has 3 exons. NCBI's taxonomy places the organism in Eukaryota, Metazoa, Chordata, Mammalia, Primates, Cebidae. Bases 25 to 513 code for a protein of 162 amino acids.